GGGGCUCGGCCAGCCAAGGCUGGGAGCGGGAACCGGCAGCGGGAAGCAGCCGCCGCCCGGGCAGCCCGAGGCUAGGCAGGGCGAAGCCAGGCGGGGCGGGGCUGAGCGCCAUGGGAAGGAGAGGCAGGGCUGCCUAGGGACUGAACGACCGACGGAGCCACUCUUGCAACGCCAGCCACGAUGGGGCUGGAGACUGAGAAGGCCGAUGUGCAGCUCUUCAUGGCUGAUGACGCCUACAGCCACCACAGUGGCGUCGACUACGCAGAUCCUGAGAAGUACGUUGACUCGAGUCAGGACCGGGAUCCUCACCAGCUCAACUCUCAUCUCAAGCUAGGCUUCGAGGAUCUGAUUGCAGAGCCUGAGACUACACACUCCUUUGACAAAGUGUGGAUCUGUAGCCAUGCCCUCUUUGAAAUCAGCAAAUAUGUGAUCUACAAGUUCCUGACCGUGUUUCUGGCCAUCCCCUUGGCCUUCAUCGCGGGUAUCCUGUUUGCUACCCUCAGCUGUCUGCACAUCUGGAUCCUAAUGCCUUUUGUGAAGACCUGCCUAAUGGUCUUGCCUUCCGUGCAGACAAUAUGGAAGAGUGUGACCGAUGUUGUCAUUGGCCCAUUGUGUACAAGUGUGGGACGCACCUUCUCAUCGGUCAGCAUGCAACUGAGUCACGACUGACCACUCAGACCCCGGGUCCAAACACUUGGAUACUGUACAAUUUUGUUGAUGUAACACAAACUCAUUACUGUUCUGUUCACUUCCCAACUGUCAUCAUUAUUCCUAAAAUGGAACCCAGAUUUAUCGAUGUUCACUGUUAGAUCUUUACAAAUAAUGAUUGUUCUCACUAAAAGCCAAGGAUCCUCUAUCUAAUUAUAUAAUGAGAAUUGGCAACACUCAAUGUAAGAACAGACAGCUUUUUGCUUUAGGAAAAAAACAUACAUUUGUAGUAAUGACUUGAUAAUGGUCAAAGGGCAACUUCCUCAGACAGUGUAAUUUUGUGCAUAACUGCUCAUAAGAAUAAGGAAUUUCUUAUUUUCUUUUCCUCUAGGAGUAAUGUUCUUAAAGCUACUUUUACAGAUAUGGUCUUAAGGCUAGCUUGAGGUAAUACAUUCCAACAUUCUAGAAACUUUGUGCAUUAACAAAAGGAUAUACUUAUGAUAAUAACUAUAGAAUAGUAAGACAGAUAAAUGUGAAAAUGUGUUCCUCUGUGAUUUUAUUAGCCUGCAAGCCUAUUUAACAAGAUGUUUUGUUUUUCUGUACAUUGUAUGCCUAAUGCAAGUGUUACUCUAAUGAAAUCGCUUUGGAGUAUGUUUUUCUUGUGUUUGCUAUCCUAUUGAUCUCAUUAUAUAAAGUAAGCAUAGCUACCAUAGGGUAACUUUCUUUGUAAGACUGUGAUGUGAGACAGUUGAUAGAUUCUUUGGAAUGCAGGGUAAAAUGUGUUGUCUAGGCGUCCUCUCGAACUUACCCAGCAAAUGUUUUAUGACUGGGCUUCAUCUGGCUGUGACCACAAGACAUGCAGUUGUUUUGUUUACUAGAAGUUUUCUCCCGAAUACUUAGAAACGUAUUCUGUAUUCUACAUUCCUAUGAACGCUUCGCUUACUUUCAAGUAAUUCUGGUGCUAGUGAAUAAUAUUUUUUAAUGAUAAAGGCUGUGUCUAACAUCUAAGCACUUUUUUUUUUUUUUACUACAAGUGGCUCAUGUAGAGAAACUUACAGGAGAAUUAACAACUGUGAGGGUUUAUAAAACUGAAUACAUGUGUAAAUUAAAAACUAACAGUUACACAUUUUCUAGAUGUUCUCUAGUAGGAAUCUUGAAACCCACAAAACAUUAUUUCCUUACUCAGUAUGGCCUCUUAAAAAUUGGUAUGUAAAAUCUUUCUACAUUAUAAUUACAUAAUAUUUCAAAUUUCAGAAUUAUCAAAACCUGAAUGAGCAUUUGCUUGAAUAUGCUCAUGGGUGUCAAAUCUUCACUGAGAGAAGAUAAAUAUUUUUUUUUAAUUUCUCAAUUCUGGUCAUUAUUAUAGGUCAUUGAACUGGCAUUCUAUUGCAGAUCAGAUCAAAAUAUCAUAUUAAGAGACUAAGUGAUAAAACUCGUAUCAAUUUGAUGGUAAUCCUAAAAGAAAUAUUUCAAAACAUCUUUAGGGUAUUAUACCAUCCUCAGUAAAAGAAGUCACAGCUUGGUAAUAGCCACAAAGCAUCGCCAUUAAUGUGACUAUGCAGAUUGUAUCACACUAGUUUCCAUGGUCAGUCUCAUGUUUUAUAUUAUUUUUGUAAUUUAAGUUUUAAAUGCCUGGAUAUAUUAAUUAGUCAAAACUUUAACAACAAAAUAUCAGUUUAAUAAAUUAUAAGCUUCAACCUUUUAAAAUAGUUCUGACAGAUUUUAAGACAAAUAUGUAUAAUUAUAUAUAUAAAAAUCUUUAAUUUCUAAUAUAUAUGAUUUUCUUUUUCUAAAUAGUAUUGAUUACUUUCAAGUGAACUUUUACUGAAACUUUUCAUGAAUUAUUUUGUUUCAAAAACUCAAACUAUGGAUAAAAGGAAUCAAAGUUAAAUAUGCAAAUAUGUUGGUUUGGGGGGGGGCGGGGUGGUUGGAAGUCAGAGGCAAAGAAAUUCCCUCAUUAUCCAUAAUAAACAUCUUUAAAA
This is a messenger RNA of Mus pahari (shrew mouse), 2630 nucleotides long. It is a transcript of the gene Cav2, whose product is annotated as caveolin 2. The transcript is spliced from 3 exons. Lineage: Eukaryota; Metazoa; Chordata; Mammalia; Rodentia; Muridae. Gene Ontology annotation, cellular component: caveola; Golgi apparatus; cytoplasmic vesicle. The coding region runs from base 181 to 669 and encodes 162 amino acids. Gene Ontology annotation, biological process: positive regulation of MAPK cascade; caveola assembly; negative regulation of endothelial cell proliferation. The record is from RefSeq and is a predicted model, not a curated record. Gene Ontology annotation, molecular function: protein kinase binding; molecular adaptor activity.